Amorphotheca resinae ATCC 22711 is the source of this 1290-nucleotide messenger RNA. RefSeq lists its product as hypothetical. Gene Ontology annotation, molecular function: 3-methylbutanoyl-CoA dehydrogenase activity; flavin adenine dinucleotide binding. The transcript is spliced from 2 exons. Lineage: Eukaryota; Fungi; Ascomycota; Leotiomycetes; Helotiales; Amorphothecaceae. Bases 1 to 1290 code for a protein of 429 amino acids. Gene Ontology annotation, biological process: L-leucine catabolic process. The record is from RefSeq and is a predicted model, not a curated record.
AUGGCUGCGGCGAGGAGCCUUCGAUCACUUGCAACUCGGCCAGUUCUCCGCCUCGGUUUCGAAGCCCGGGUUCCCUUAUCAGCUUUCCAACGUCGAAAUGCCUCCUCCAAACACCCCAAAGGCUUUGUGCCCCCCACUUCGGAAGAACUAUCAGAACUGCGCGAACGAGUCCAGGAAUUCACCCGCCGCGAAAUAACAGAGGAAGUGGCAGCAGGGACAGACAAGUCCAAUUCCUUCCCCAACGAGAUGUGGCAGAAACUAGGAGAUGCUGGGUUCUUAGGUAUAACGGCCGAUGAAGAUGUUGGUGGGCUGGGCAUGGGAUAUCAAGCACAUUGCGUGGUUAUGGAGGAGAUAAGUAGAGCAUCGGGCUCAAUUGGCCUUAGUUACGCUGCGCAUUCCCAGCUAUGCGUCAACCAGCUUCAACUGAACGGCAGUCCGGAGCAGAAACGGAGAUUUCUACCGGGACUGAUUGCGGGGACGAAGAUUGGUGCCUUGGCUAUGUCUGAGAGUGGAGCGGGGAGUGAUGUUGUUAGUAUGAGGACCACGGCGAAGGCAGUUGAUGGUGGCUACAUCCUCAACGGAACUAAGAUGUGGAUAACCAACGGACCAGAUGCCGACUUCAUUGUGGUUUAUGCGAAGACAGAACCAGAUAAGGGUUCCAAAGGGAUUACUGCAUUUAUUGUUCAAAAGGAAUUUGAGGGAUUCAGCUGUGCCAGAAAACUCGACAAGAUGGGUAUGCGGGGGAGUAACACCGGAGAAUUGGUCUUCGAUGGAGUGUUUGUUCCCAAGGAGAAUGUUCUCGGUGAAAUUAAUCGAGGAGUCAAGGUUUUGAUGGAGGGAUUAGAUAUUGAGCGCUUGGUUCUAAGUGCUGGUCCACUGGGAAUCAUGCAGGCGGCUUUAGAUGUUGCUCUUCCCUUCACGCACCAGAGAAAGCAGUUCGGGAUCCCAAUUGCACACAACCAGCUUAUUCAAGGAAAGCUUGCGGAUAUGUACACAAAACUGCAGGCCUCAAGAUCAUACACGUAUGAUACGGCGAGAAAGGUGGAUGAGAUUGGCCAAAUCCGUACGCAAGACUGCGCUGGCGCCAUACUCUACGCCGCAGAAAGAGCGACAGAAUGUGCGUUGGAUUGCAUACAAUUACUUGGCGGUAUGGGGUAUGUUGAGGAGAUGCCGGCCUCGAGGUUAUUGAGAGACGCUAAGCUCUAUGAGAUAGGGGCUGGCACAAGUGAAGUGAGGCGCAUGGUUUUGGGCAGGGCUUUCAAUAAGGAGUAUAGUAGUUAUUCGUCAUGA